Drosophila eugracilis is the source of this 381-nucleotide messenger RNA. RefSeq lists its product as uncharacterized. Lineage: Eukaryota; Metazoa; Arthropoda; Insecta; Diptera; Drosophilidae. The record is from RefSeq and is a predicted model, not a curated record. The coding region runs from base 1 to 381 and encodes 126 amino acids. The transcript has 4 exons.
AUGACAAAUACAAUUUUUAAGAGGAUUUCAAUUUCGUUUUGCUUCUCGACCUCUGACCUCGUUGCUGCACUGGAGGUUCUACGGCAGCAAACUCGUUCAAUUGCCGCCCUCAAGAGGAAAUCUCAACUCAAGUUGUCGAAAUGGAGCGAUGCGAAAGCCGGCGAAGAAGGCGAAGACGACGGAAAAAAGCUGCAUUUCGUGAGUCCGGCUCGCCGGAAAUCGGUGCUGGCUCCCAUCCUAAAUAAGAUCAAGAAUGGCGCUGAUGCGGCGGAUAGUGCCGAGAAAAAACUGGGCAGCGAGAGCAGUGGCAGUGGUCACAUAGCGGUCCAAAUAGAGCCAGCCAGACGGGUCAAGGUGGGAUUUACUUGGAUUUCUCCUUAA